Hippoglossus stenolepis (Pacific halibut) is the source of this 3692-nucleotide messenger RNA. It is a transcript of the gene dnajb4, whose product is annotated as DnaJ heat shock protein family (Hsp40) member B4. The transcript has 3 exons. Lineage: Eukaryota; Metazoa; Chordata; Actinopteri; Pleuronectiformes; Pleuronectidae. Bases 306 to 1319 code for a protein of 337 amino acids. The record is from RefSeq and is a predicted model, not a curated record. Gene Ontology annotation, molecular function: protein-folding chaperone binding. Gene Ontology annotation, cellular component: cytosol.
CAGACUGGCGGUGUCACACUUGACUCUGGCUGUGAGGAUGCAGGGAGGGAGCUGAGGUUAUUUAAAGAGGCUCAUCCAGUCAUCCAGAGAAAAACCCCACCGGCUCCUCAGCGUUGACUCUCCGCCUCUAGAUGCUCCUCAUCCCGCAGCGUGCGUCUGUCUGCGGCCGCUCGACGUGCGUCAGUCCGUGCUGAGGCCGAUCUGUCACAUCACAACCACCCGUCGACCAGCUCCCCUCCACCGGCUUCUCUCUCAGGGACCAACCCCGCUUAUCAUUUUCAUUAUUUUGCUGGGAUACGUGAGAAAUGGGUAAGGACUACUACAAAAGCCUGGGCAUCUCCAAAGGAGCCACGGAGGAGGACAUUAAGAAAGCCUACAGAAAACAGGCGCUGAAAUGGCACCCGGACAAAAACAAGUCUGCAGCCGCCGAGGAGAAAUUCAAGGAGAUCGCGGAGGCUUACGAAGUCCUGAGUGAUCCGAAGAAGAGGGAGAUUUAUGACCAGUAUGGAGAGGAAGGUCUUAAGGGAGGAAAUGGACCCACUGGCGAUGGGCCAGGCAACACUUUCACCUACACCUUCCACGGGGAUCCUCACGCCACCUUCGCCACUUUCUUCGGUGGCUCAAACCCCUUCGAGAUGUUCUUUGGGCGCAAAGCCAAUGGGCGAGACGACGAUGACAUGGAGGUGGACGGGAACGACCCCUUUGGCUCCUUCACCAGCUUCAACCUGAACGGCUUCCCCCGGGACGGCCACACCGGGCAGCAGCGCCGGAAACAGGACCCGGCCAUCGUCCACGAGCUGAGGGUCUCCCUGGAGGAGGUCUUCCACGGCUGCACCAAGAGGAUGAAAAUCUCCCGCAAGAGGCUGAAUCCAGACGGCAGGACCAUGCGCAACGAGGACAAGAUUCUCACCAUCGAGAUCAAGCGGGGCUGGAAAGAGGGGACCAAGAUCACGUUCCCACGGGAGGGAGACGAGUCGUCAAACACCAUUCCUGCCGACAUUGUUUUCGUCAUCAAGGACAAGCCACACCCUCACUUUAGGCGGGAAGGCUCCAACAUCGUGUAUCCUGUUCGCGUGAGCUUACGACAGUCGCUGUGCGGAUGCUCGGUUACCGUGUCAACAAUAGACGGCAAGACGUGCAACAUGAAGAUCACAGACGUCGUCAAGCCCGGCUUGAGAAAGACUGUGGCUGGACAGGGCCUCCCCUUACCCAAGAACCCCGAGCAGAGAGGAGAUCUGGUGGUGGAGUUUGACGUGAACUUUCCCGAAACGUUGCCCGGCAACGCCAAGGACGUCUUGAAACGGCAUUUACCUGCUUAGGACGAAGGACAGGGACCGAACGGGGGGAGACAACCGCAUGACAGCACUCCCCUUGUUACCAAACAAACUCACAGGGACAGUUUGGACAGCUCACAGAUGGACCUCCUACUAACUAAUGAGCCGUUUCUAUUUUUGAGCUGGUUGGUGUUUUUAUAAAUACCGUGCAUGCUGCCGAGUUGAUACAGGCGACAGACUGACUGUACACAUGUUACGUACGUGGGUCUUUUCCACAACAACUUUACCUUCUCGUUUGAUGGAAGUGUUUGGCUGUGAAUGAGUCAACAGCUGCCAGGAAACAAACUGCAGUGCCAAACCGUACGUUUCCGUGCUCUCUUUUUAGAUUUGAUCAGUUUGGAGGCUGUCUUAAGAAUCUGUGUACAAGUUAUUUAAGAGGAAAAAAGUGGUUGAGUGAACUUAAGAAUCUUACAUGUGAAGAUGCUGAACUUGAAUUUUAAAAUAAAUAUUUCCACAUGAACUGAUCUUGGGCUGUUCCAGUCAUGGGGAGGCACCCAGUGAAUCCUUCCCCCCCCCCCAUGAAAUAAACAGCGCUUUAACAAUAAUCACUUUAAAACCACUAAUGCUGCUUCGGCCUAUUUAUAGUCAGUCUGCAUAGCAAUAUUACCCAUAAUGAAUUCUCUCUGGCAUUGGCCCUUUAUCUGAAUAUUCAGAACUAUAUUAUAUUUUGAAAGUCAAAUGUGAAUAUUUUGUUGUUGUAAAACUUAUACGGUGAAAUUUCAAAGUUUAAAAUUAAAAAUAUAUCGAAUGAAGUUACUAAUAGAAAAAGUAUGAGUGUGUAAAUAUAGCCGUCUGGUCUCAGCUGCUGGAUAUCAGCUGCCAACGCAGAGACCUUAACAUUUUCCCACCAGGGGACGCCACAUCACUCAUCAUGACUCAGGGGGAGGGGGCUCUAUAAAAGCAAUAUAACGGCUGGUGUAAUUGUUAGAUACCUGCAAAAAGCUUUUAUUUUAUCCAUAUUUUUAUUAACUACCACAAAUAAGUAUCCUGUUAUUGAACCAUAAUCUUUGUGAAUGUUACCAGGGCCUCUGCUGGGGAACGAAUUGUUCCUUUCUCUGACAAAGAUUUGUAUCGUCCCUAAAAUACUCACAUCAGCUUGAGUAAAUGAUGAGUCACUGUUUUCCAGGGAGGGUGCAGAGUAAAUACACCUGCUCCUGCUCAUUGUGACUUUACCAGCCGGAUGGAAAUCUGCCCUGUAUGGAAAUCACUGUAUCUAAUAUAACCUAUAACAAACAGCUAAAUAUAUAAGAGGGCACAUUUAGGAAACCCACCUUAUUUUUUAUUAAGUACAAAGGGAUUCUUCAAAGCUUGAUUUACAGAGGACAACAGAUAUGUAGUUGGAGUUUAAAGCCCACAAUAGGUAUAAUAUUAUGAUAAAAAAAAUGUUUACUAGACAUGUUUGCUUCCAUGUUGACUCAUUUCGAAGGGAUGUGACGUCAUAUUAAGCAUAAGAAGCAGUUUAAAUUCACAAUAUUAUCACAUGAGAACAUGUUUUCCUAAUCGUUAUUGAGUAGUAACAGUUUUGAAUCCUGUCUCCAGAACUUCAUCUUGACAUUUGACCAACUUUUGUUUCUUCAGACCACAUUUUUAGACCUUAUCUUCUGUUCUUCAGUUGUCUGAGUAUUUGUGAAUAUUUAAAAUUCACUCACAUUUAUUUCCUUCUGCUUAGUCAACAAUAUAAAACAGUGGGUCUACGAUGUGUAAACUGAUUGAAACAGAUUGGUUUGGACCUGCAUCGUAUUAAGGUUGUGUACAUACAUUUGCAAGUACUGUACUUAGGUGGAAUUCUGCGGUAAUCAUUUGAACAUUUGCAUGGUGUUAUCAUUCAUCUGGUUCAUCUGUGCUCCUAAUAGCUUUCAAUGUAAGUAAAGGGGAACAAAAUCCACUGUCCUUGACCUUAAAAGACUUAUUUCAAAGUUCAUGUGUGUAAUUUGAAGACAUCAAUUUGAUUUGUGUAAUCCAGACAAGCUGAAAUCUCAUAUUAGAAUAAGGACUGUGGAUUGUGUCCACCAUUUGAAGUGCAUUAGGAAGAGAACAAUGAACAGGAGGGAUGAUUACAGCAAACUAAACUUAUUUAAACUCCAGCUCCAGAGGCACAGACGUACAAAGGACCCACCAGCAAAUGCUUUACAUCUCUUUGUGGUAGUGUUGCGUCUCUUUUGUGUCACUUUGUGUCACUUUGUGUGACCUUUCACAGGUGAACCAAACUCUCAGGUGCCACUGUCAGUUCCACAUAUGGACCUGGACUUCAGUAUUUUGUCUGCACCGGAGAUGAAGAGAGCUCUUCUCAUCUGCACAGAUAGUAAAAUGCAAUAUAGUUCAAUAUAAUAUGAAAAAUAAAAGAAGGCCUGGGAUGCA